Messenger RNA from Petromyzon marinus (sea lamprey), 2011 nucleotides. The record is from RefSeq and is a predicted model, not a curated record. Lineage: Eukaryota; Metazoa; Chordata; Hyperoartia; Petromyzontiformes; Petromyzontidae.
GUCCAAUGGGCGCAGAGCUAUGUCGCGGAUCCGAGCUAAUUUUUCAAAUCCCGCGCCGCCGCCGCCGCCAUUGUCGCGUCCCCGCGUCUCCUCCACCUCAUCGCCUCCUCCUCCUCUUCCUCCUCUUCUUCCCAGCGCCAGAGACGGCAGUGCAACGGUCAGCGCGCUAAGCUACGAACCCGGCUGCCCAAGCUCGAAUCCCGUUCACCGCCAACACCGGCGCGUGUGAAGGAUGUCGGACAACGGCGAGGCGGAGGACAAGCCGCCGGCGCCGCCGAUGCGCAUGACGAGCACCAUCAUGGGCAGCAAGGAGUCUCCCGCACCGCACCACGGCUCCAAGCCACUGCCCUCGGCGCCCCCCGACGAGAAGAAGUCCAAAUCGCGUGUCCUGGGCUCCAUCUUCGGGGACCGGCCCAACAAGAAGAAGGAGAAGGAGCGCCCCGAGAUUUCACUGCCCUCCGACUUUGAGCACACGGUGCACGUCGGCUUCGAUGCCGUCACGGGGGAGUUCACGGGGAUGCCCGAGCAGUGGCUGCGUCUCCUGUCGACGUCCAACAUCAGCAAGUCGGAGCAGAAGAAGAACCCGCAGGCGGUGCUGGACGUGCUCAAGUUCUACGACUCGAAGGAGAGCGUCAACCAGAAGUACAUGAGCUUCACGCCCGUGCUGGAUAAAGUUGAAGCUUACACAGGAACCGCACAGGUGACGAAGGUGGACGCGGGGUGUGCGGAGGCCGAGGAGGACGACGACGACGACGACGACGACGACGCCUCGCCUCCUCCGAUCGUCGCCCCAAGGCCGGAGCACACCAAGUCCAUGUACACGCGCUCCAUCAUCGAGCCCCUGCGGCCACCACAGCCGGCCAAGGACGGCGUCGGCGUCGGAGGCGGGGCCCCGUCCCCGGGGGGGCCCCCGGCCCACCACGGCGGGGAGCCCGGCUCGGGGACCCCCCACAAGGGGACCCCCGACAAGCCGGGGCCCGACGGCGGCGGCGCGGCUGACAAGAGCAAGAAGAAGGCCAAGAUGUCGGACGACGAGAUCCUGGAGAAGCUUCGCAGCAUAGUGAGCGUCGGGGACCCCAAGAAGAAGUACGCACGGUUCGAGAAGAUCGGACAGGGUGCAUCAGGGACGGUCUACACAGCAUGUGACGUGUCUACAGGACAGGAGGUGGCGAUCAAGCAGAUGAACCUGCAGCAGCAGCCCAAGAAGGAGCUGAUCAUCAACGAGAUCCUGGUGAUGCGCGCCAACAAGAACCCCAACGUCGUCAACUACCUGGACAGCUACCUGGUGGGUGAGGAGCUGUGGGUGGUGAUGGAGUAUCUGGCGGGUGGCUCGCUCACCGACGUCGUCACGGAGACGUGCAUGGACGAGGGGCAGAUCGCAGCCGUCUGUCGUGAGUGCUUACAGGCGCUGGAGUUCCUGCACGCCAACCACGUCAUCCACAGGGACAUCAAGAGCGACAACGUGCUGCUGGGCAUGGACGGCUCCGUCAAGCUCACGGACUUUGGCUUCUGCGCCCAGAUCUCUCCGGAGCAGAGCAAGCGCAGCACCAUGGUUGGCACCCCCUACUGGAUGGCGCCCGAGGUGGUGACACGCAAGGCCUACGGGCCCAAGGUGGACGUCUGGAGCCUGGGCAUCAUGGCCAUCGAGAUGGUGGAGGGGGAGCCGCCCUACCUCAACGAGAACCCGCUCAGGGCCCUGUAUCUCAUCGCCACCAACGGCACCCCCGAGCUCCAGAAUCCCGAGAAGCUCAGUCCCGUGUUCCGCGAUUUCCUCAACCGCUGCUUGGAGAUGGACGUCGACCAGCGCGGCUCUGCGCGCGACCUCCUGCAGGUGACGCCGGGAUCUCCCCUAGGUCCACUCGGCCUCAAAUGAGUUGCCCGGGUGGCGUUUGUGUGCAAGGCCGUGGGUUUUUAACCACAACAGCCCUUCGUGUGGAACAGUUGCGGGCCUUCAUAGUUGCUGCUAACCGCUAACAGCACUUGCCCCCCAACAGCCUUGUUAGAGGCUAUA